UAAUUCUGUAAUUCUAUUAUAAUUCUUAGUGGUUGAAAACAGUUCAGCAGUAUUCCAGUAUAUAUAUAUAUUAUAUUCCAUGAUAACCCAGUUACAUAUUUGCUCUAAUACUAUUCAAAGUUUGCUAAAUGUAUUAGGUUGUGAUAAGUUUUGCCUUAUAAACAAUCAAAUCAGAACGAACCCGAUUAUUAAAUAAAAACAAGAUACAAAAAUGUCAGCCUUAUUAACCGCGGAUUGGUUUCAAUUGGAUUCCUAUUACAGGAAAUUUGAUCUGUAUAAUAUGGUUUGGUCUAUGGACGAAGGCUUAGGCAACAUGAUUGUAAGCGGUGCUCCAUAUGGAGGUCCAAUUGCCGUAGUGAGGGAUAGAAAACAAUUUGUUCGUAUUAUGACAACAGCCAAACCAGUUAUUACUAUUUAUAAUGGUGUUGGAAAUAUCAUAUCAAAAAUUUUGUGGAAUAAUGGUGUGCUUGUGCACAUGGGAUGGUCAGAUGGUGAACAGUUGCUAUGUGUGCAAGAGAGUGGAGAUGUUCUAAUCUAUGACAUGUUUGGUGCUUAUCAAAAAACUUUUAGUAUGGGACAAGAAGCGAGAGAUACAAAGGUCUGUAAGGCACAGUUAUUUUCAAACCCUCAUGGAAUCGGUCUGGCUGUUAUGACUACAACAAAUCGCAUGUUCCUUGUGAGUAAUGUCUCUGAACCAAAAGUAAGACCUGUACCUGAUGUACCAAGAGCCAAUGAACCAAUAACAUGUUGGUGUGUUCUUAGUACUGGUCUGCGAUCUUCAGCUGUUAUUGGAUUCCUUGUGUGCAGAGACAAAGAGGUCUAUAGAUGUCAACUUGGCGAAUCAAGGCCCCUUCUUAUGCGACCUGAAAUAAGUAACGCUUACACACAAAUCCUAACAAUAGUGCCCUCACAAAAUGGACGCCAUAUUGCUCUAUUUACUGAUUCUGGUAUUUUGUGGAUUGGUUCAUCGGAAUUUAAGAGCAAAUACUGUGAAAUUGAUACCGGGUAUAUCAAACAACCCAAAGAAUUAGUUUGGUGUGGUUCCCAAGCUAUAAUAGGACAUUGGGAUGACACGAUGUGUAUCUACGGUUUUAACGGUACCACCGUGUCGUACCCGUACGACGGGCCGUUCCACCUCAUACCAGAGAUGGACUGCGUUCGGAUCAUUUCGGAAAUGACACACGAACUUGUACAAAAAGUGCCGGUUGUUGUUGAAAAAAUAUUCAGGAUAAAUAGUACCGCCCCCGGAUCGUACUUAGUGGAGGCCUCGAAGCAAUUUCAGAGACGCAGCCACCGCGCCGACGAGUACAUCCGGCUCGUGAAGCCGGACCUGGCGAGCGCGGUGCAGGACUGCGUGGACGCGGCGGCCUUCGAGUUCUGCCCGGACGUGCAGAAGCUGCUGGCGCGCGCGGCGCAGUUCGGCAAGGGCUUCCUGAGCGACGCCGUGCUCACCGAGCACUACGUGCGCACGUGCCGCUGGCUGCGCGUGCUCAACGCCGUGCGCGACCCGCGCGUCGCCGUGCCGCUCACCUACCUGCAAGUUCAAAAUCUAGGCGAGAGAAUUUUAUUAGACAGGCUCAUAUGGCGCCGCUUGCACUGUCUCGCCGGACACAUCGCGUCCUAUCUCCAGCUGAAAGAUGGGCAAACGAGGGUAUUGUCGCAUUGGGCCUGUUAUAAGGUAACACAGCCGCACCUGGACAACGAAAGUGCUGCUCGAGAAAUUGGCGAAAAACUAAGAAACAUUCCUGGUAUAUCCUACUCUACGAUUGCUAUGAAAGCUGCAGAAAAGGGGAGAAAGACGCUAGCUAUUAAGAUAUUAGAAUAUGAAACUCGCAGUAAACUUCAAGUACCUCUGCUAUUGGCCCUCGGAGAGGGUCCCACUGCGCUAUUGAAAGCUACGGCUAGCGGGGAUACGGACUUGGUCUAUAUAGUGCUGUUGCAUUUGAAGGAAAAGAUGGGAAAACACGAAUUUGAACUGACGAUCCGCAGCUUCCCGCUGGCGCACGCGCUGUACAUCAAGUACUGCGCGAGCCACAACCGCGAGGCGCUGCGCCAGGUGUUCGUGCAGGAGGACGAGUUCGCGGGGCAGGCCGCCUCGCACAUCCGCGACGCGCUGGAGCCGCACUCGCCCGGCAGCGCCGAGGCCUCGCUGCUGUCCGCGCGCGAGUGCUACCGCAAGGGCAAGAACGACCUCGGAGUAUCAAUUUGUGAAGAAGCGAGAAAAUUAUGCAAACAGCAGUCCAGCCUCCAAGAAACUUACGGCGAAAGCUUCGUGGGUCUCUCCUUACAGGACACUGUGAAAAAACUUCUAAAUCAAGGCGAAGUUAAAUUGGCUGAUAAACUACGAUCUGAGUACAAAAUGCCCGACAGAAGAUAUUGGUGGCUACGUAUCCUGACAUUAGCCGAAAGAGAUGAAUGGGCGCAGUUAGAAACUUUUUCAAAAUCAAAGAAAUCUCCCGUCGGCUACGAGCCCUUCGUCGACGCCUGUCUCAAAUACGGCAAGAACGAUGAAGCUCUAAACUAUUUACCGAAAUGUAGAGAUGACAUCAAGGUCAAAUAUUACGUAAAAGCCGAGUUCUAUGAAGAAGCAGCGCAAGUGGCCUUUGAUCAGAAAGAUGAGAGCGCAUUAUUUUUCGUUCAGAACAAGUGUCCAGUUCGGGAGUCCACCAAGCAUGCCAAAAUUCAAGCCCUCUUGGACCAACUUUCAACCAAAAAGUAGUUAAGUUAUAAUUAAGGGAAUAUAAAUAAAAUUGAUUCCACAAACAACCGCUGAUAUUUUUGUUAAUUUUAAAUCAAAAUUAUCCCAUAUUGCUUACUUUGUUAAUCUUAACUUUAUAACCUUUUGUAACAUAAAAUCAGUUUGAUUCCACCUGUAAGUGGUAAUUGUAAGUAAAAAAUAUUAUAAAAUUUAAAAUUAAGCAUUAUUUAUUGUGAUAUUAAUAGAUAUGUCUGUAAUCGUAAUUUAGUUACUGAUAAAUAAAACUCAUAUAUGG
Molecule: messenger RNA, 2993 nt
Organism: Vanessa atalanta (red admiral)
Lineage: Eukaryota; Metazoa; Arthropoda; Insecta; Lepidoptera; Nymphalidae
Gene: Vps16A
Product: vacuolar protein sorting-associated protein 16 homolog
Exons: 15
Coding region: 212-2719 (835 amino acids)
Biological process (GO): vacuole fusion, non-autophagic; intracellular protein transport; endosomal transport
Cellular component (GO): HOPS complex; lysosomal membrane; endosome
Molecular function (GO): actin binding
Source: RefSeq, a predicted model, not a curated record